AUGAAGUGGCUGUUCGUCGUGCUGGCCUGUGCGGCUCUUUCUGAGGGACUCGUCAGAAUCCCUCUGAAGAAGACCAAGUCUAUCAGGUCCCGUCUGAGGGAGCAAGGGGUGCAUCUGCCCAACUUUGAUCCAGCCCUCAAGUACGAACCCUACCGAUCCCUGGCUUCAUCCGUCAUUCAGCCCUUGAACAACUAUGCUGAUACGACAUAUUACGGACCCAUCACGGCCGGGACUCCACCACAGUCUUUCACAGUCCUGUUCGAUACUGGCUCAGCCAACCUGUGGGUAGACUCAGUUUACUGCAGCACUCAGGCCUGCGUGUCCCACACUCAGUUUAACCCCAAAGAGUCCAGCACCUACUACAGCAAUGGUGAAACCUUCUACCUUCCAUAUGGAGCUGGAAGCCUUAACGGUGUCUUUGGCUAUGACACGGUCAAUGUUGGGGGGAUUGUCAUCAAAGAACAGCAGAUUGGCCUGAGCACCAGUGAACCUGGCGAGAACUGGGUGGUGGCUCCAUUUGAUGGUAUCCUGGGACUGUCUUACCCAUCCAUUGCUGCCGGAGGACAGACCCCUGUGAUGGACAGCAUGAUGCAGGAUAACCUGCUCCAGGAGGACGUUUUUGCCUUCUACCUAACUGGAAAUGAGGAGGAGGGCAGUGAGGUGGCUUUUGGUGGAGUCGAUACUUCCAAGUACCAGGGCCAGAUCUACUGGACUCCUGUCACCGCAGAGACCUACUGGCAGAUCGCCAUCAAUGGCUUCCUCAUCAACAACCAGGCAACAGGCUGGUGCAGCGAGGGCUGCCAGGCCAUCGUGGACACAGGCACCUCCCAGCUUACCUGCCCACAGCAGUAUCUUGGAUCCCUGAUGCAGAGUAUUGGGGCCCAAGCCAACCAGAAUGGCGAGUACAUGGUUGACUGCAGCGAAGUGAACAACCUUCCCACCAUCGCCUUCAAUAUCAACGGAGUCGACUUCUCUCUGCCACCCUCCGCCUACAUCUCUGAGGAAAACCAGAAUGGAUAUGAAUAUUGCAUGGUGGCCAUUUCAUCCACCUACUUACCGUCUCAGAACGGCCAACCCCUCUGGAUUCUGGGAGAUGUCUUCCUGAGGGAGUAUUACUCUGUCUAUGACCGUGCAAACAACCGGAUGGGAUUUGCUGAAGUUGCCUAA
Brienomyrus brachyistius is the source of this 1167-nucleotide messenger RNA. RefSeq names its product gastricsin-like. The transcript has 9 exons. The coding region runs from base 1 to 1167 and encodes 388 amino acids. Gene Ontology annotation, biological process: proteolysis. Gene Ontology annotation, molecular function: aspartic-type endopeptidase activity. Lineage: Eukaryota; Metazoa; Chordata; Actinopteri; Osteoglossiformes; Mormyridae. The record is from RefSeq and is a predicted model, not a curated record.